Talaromyces proteolyticus is the source of this 2134-nucleotide messenger RNA. Its product is annotated as putative acetamidase. Lineage: Eukaryota; Fungi; Ascomycota; Eurotiomycetes; Eurotiales; Trichocomaceae. The transcript is spliced from 7 exons. Bases 214 to 1866 code for a protein of 550 amino acids. The record is from RefSeq and is a predicted model, not a curated record.
UGCUAAUUAUUCACCAUUUCCUUUCCUUCUCUCGCCAGCAAGCAACCCACAGCACCAAGUCGCAGGCUUAUCGCGAUUGCUUCUCCACCCUCCCUCCAUCCGCCGUUAUAUAGACCUGAGGCUAUGUUCGCAACUGUUGUUUUUUCAUUCUCUGUGUGCAUCUAUCCAAUCUCCUAAAUGAGGACCAUAGAGAACACACAAAAAGUAUAGACCAUGUCCGAAUCCUCAUAUCACGACCGCGCCCGCAUCAAACGCUCCAUUCAGGCAUCUCUGAUCCCUCCAGAAUGGCGCCUUGAGUCGGUCCCUUCCGUUGGGGCUGUUCCGGAUGCAGUGACGUAUAUUCGGAAUACCAGCAACAAGCUGCUAUCGCCACGGGAGCUAGCCAUCACUGAGACGUCCGAUGUCAACAUUUUACUCCGAAAGCUGGCGAGUCGCCAGCUUUCUUCGCUGGAGGUCACCAAGGCGUUUGCGAAACGAGCAGCUUUGCUUCACCAGUUGACCACGUGUUGUACCGAAAUCUUCUUCGAAGAUGCAUUUGCGCGUGCAAAGCAGCUGGACGACCAUCUGCAGAAAACUGGGGAAACGGUUGGGCCAUUGCAUGGAUUGCCGGUUUCUAUCAAGGAUUUGUUUGGCGUAGAAGGCGUAGACACGUGUAUUGGCUGGGUAGGUCUCACAAACAAGCCUGCAUCGCAGGAUGGAAAUGCAGCCACAACGCUACGCCGAUUGGGCGCUGUCUUAUAUGUCAAAACCAACGUCCCACAAUCAAUGAUGAUGUCUGACUCAUAUAACCACGUCUUUGGCCAGUGCGUCUCUCCACUCAAUCGUAACUUCAUAUCUGGCGGCAGUUCAGGUGGUGAGGGGGCUCUCGUGGCUGGAAAAGGCAGCAUAUUAGGCAUCGGGACCGAUAUCGGUGGUUCCAUCCGCAUUCCAGCAAACAUAUGUGGACUAUAUGGGCUGUCUCCUAGCUCAGGCAGGCAGCCAUAUGAGCGCAAUGGACCCCGACAAGAUAUAAUCCGCUCAGUAGCCGGUCCAAUGACGAGAAGCUUAGCCACCAUAGAAAAAUACAUGGAGGCCUUACCGACAGCACGACCGUGGGAAAUUGACCCCCAGACCAUACCAAUUCCAUGGAGAACGGAGCUUUGCACGACGACGAAGCGCCUUAAAAUCGGAUUUGUCUUUGAUGAUGGAGUUGUCAAAGUUCAGCCCCCAGUUGCUCGAGCAGUAAGAGAAGUUUUUGAUUCUCUGAAAGCUGCUGGUCAUGAGGUAUUCGAAUGGGACGCUUCAUCGCAUUCUUAUGCUUAUGAUCUGUGGGAAAGGGCCAUUUUAGCAGAUGGUGGUGAGGGAUGUCGAAAACUGUGCGAACUCAGUGGCGAGCCUCUGAUCGAAGGCAUGCUUGUUGGGAAACCGGAAAAUCUCUUGACUACAGCGCAAACGCAUCAACUUAUUUCUGAUAAAUAUAUAUACGAAAGUGAUUAUUUACGUCGCUGGUUUGCCUCCAACAUGGACGCCCUGAUUAUGCCAAUCACACCCUGGGUGAGCUACCGGCCACGAACAUGGGUGAAAAGUCAUCAAUACGUCGGAUACACAUCAAUAUGGAAUCUGUUAGACUAUCCGUCUCUUGCUAUUCCCGUCACAAAAGCCGACAGGCUCAAGGACAGCUUGCUAUCUCAAGACUGGCGUAAUCAUCAGCCAAGAAAUAAAAGCGACGAAUUCAACCAUACCCAAUUUGAUAUUAAUCUCGUGCACGGCAUGCCUGUAGGUGUACAGAUUGUGACCCCCAAAUUACAGGAGGAGAAAUGCAUUGCUGUUGCAAAGGUCAUUGAGCAGAGUCUCAGUCUGGCUAGUGACGUGGCUGUGAAGUUAUGAAUUGUGAAACGAAGAGUAUUCUUGAAUCUAGAGUUUUGCAUUGAGAUAGAUACGACUUGGAUAUAUUUUCUCUAUGAUUUUCAUCUACGUGUACAUGGCAUGUCUAGUCCUUGAUAUCGAUUGAUUGUUUUACUUAACAUACAAGCCUAUUUGGCUAGCAAGCGAUUGGAAAACACGCAGUAACAUUGAAAUCUCAUUCACCAUAUGACAAUAAAGCAGCUAGCCACCUAGAGUUCAAGUAAUUUAGGAAAAUACUGUUUUGACGGGC